Molecule: messenger RNA, 1537 nt
Organism: Eucalyptus grandis
Lineage: Eukaryota; Viridiplantae; Streptophyta; Magnoliopsida; Myrtales; Myrtaceae
Product: sugar transport protein 8
Exons: 3
Coding region: 1-1530 (509 amino acids)
Biological process (GO): monosaccharide transmembrane transport
Cellular component (GO): membrane
Molecular function (GO): monosaccharide transmembrane transporter activity
Source: RefSeq, a predicted model, not a curated record
AUGCCGGCUGUUGUCACGAGUCCCGUGAGCCAAACGCCCGAGCACGAGGGGGAGAUAACUUUGUACGUCAUUUUGUGCGAGAUCAUCGCCGCCUUCGGAGGGUUCCUGCUUGGAUACGAAAUCGGAAUUUCAAUCGGAUUGAGUUCCAUGGAUGACUUCUUGAUGAAAUUCUUCAUGACCAUGUACGAUGAAAAGAAGCGUGUCCAGGAGGACAACUACUGCAAAUACCACAACGAGUUCCUCCAGCUGUUCACAUCUUCGUUGUACAUAGCUGCUCUCGGAGCCAGCUUUGCAGCUUCAGAGGUGUGCUCCAAAUUCGGCCGAAGGGUGACGAUGCAGAUCGCGUCCCUCUUCAUCAUCACUGGGGUUGCAUUCCAAGCCGGCAGCAUCAACAUUGCAAUGCUGGUCUUUGGCAGAAUCAUCCUCGGUUGCGGUGUUGGGUUCGUUAGUCUGGCAGUACCUCUGUUUCUAUCUGAAUUAGCUCCUGCCAGAACCAGAGGAGCUCUCAACAUUUGCUUCCAACUCUUCAUCACAAUCGGAGUCCUCAUGUUCAACAUUAUCAACUACUUCACAUUCAACAUCCAUCCUCAUGGGUGGCGGAUCUCUUUCGGCUUGGCCAGCAUCCCAGCCACGAUGCUUCUCGGGGCCUCAUUUGCCAUCUGCGAGACUCCAACCAGCCUCAUUGAGCGCAACCAAUUUGAGCUAGGGAAGGCCACCCUGAGGAGGAUCCGCGGCACCGAUAACGUUGCUGCCGAGUUCAAUUUGAUUGUUGCUGCCAGUAAGGCCGCAAGGCAAGUGAAGCACCCGUUCCGCAAGCUCAUGGCGCUGUCGAGCAGACCCCCUCUUGUCAUAGCCAUUUUGCUGCAGGUGUUCCAGCAUUUCACUGGUAUCGACGCUAUCAUGUUCUAUGCACCGGUCCUGUUCCAGAUGGCUGGGUUCGGGAACAAUGCGGUGCUGCUCUCGACAGUCAUCACCGGGCUUGUGAAAGUUUUCAGCACAUUAGUGUCAAUGUACACGGUGGACAGGGCUGGCCGGAGGGUGUUGCUCCUUGAGGGCUGUGUCCAGAUGUUCAUCAAUCAGACUGUGAUAGGAUUGCUCUUGCUACUACACCUGAAACCAACAGGGUCUCUUCACCCUACCGAGGCGAUGGUCACGUUGGUGCUGGCGAGUGGGUUCAUGAUGGGAUUCGCAUGGUCAUGGGGUCCGCUCGGGUGGCUGAUUCCGAGCGAGACCUUCCCUCUGGAGACAAGGACGGCUGGUUUCGCCUGCGCAGUGAGCUUCAACAUGCUCUUGAUCGUCAUUUUCGCACAAGCCUUCCUGCCGAUGCUGUGCCACAUGAAGGCCGGCACCUUCUUCUUCUUCGCCGCAUGGAUCGUGGCCUUCGGGCUCUUUACAGUCUUCUUCGUGCCUGAGACGAAGGGCGUGCCUGUGGACUUGAUGGUCGAGAGUGUGUGGAAGCAGCAUUGGUUCUGGAAACGAUACAUGAUCAAUGACGACGAGCCAGCAGAUGACAACGUCAACAAAGGAUAAAGGAUGG